AGCACUGGUUAUAGGGACAUUUAUUUUCGUUUUGCGUCAAAGGGGGCGCAAUGUGAACAAAAACGUCAGUAAGCAACUGUGAUAGUUUGGAGUCAUACCCCUGCAAACCUGAACCCCUAAUAACCUUCACAACAGGACCGAUAGGAACUCGUCUUUCUACUGCAUGUCUGCCUUUAAAAUCUUUCGAGAUCUCUUUUGCUUUUGUGACUUUACAGAACCGAAGAAAACUUCGGCCGUUGUUUUUCUCCACGCACCUGCUCCUGUUAUCCAAAGGACCCCGGAGAGUAAUACAAAAUGAAUUCAACAGUUUUCAACAGCACAGACAGUGGUUUGUUUUCAAACAGAAGCAACGGGAGCUUUCUUUCGUCCUCUGUGGUGACUGACAGCGGGGUCGAGGACGAGCGGAGCGCCUUCGUCAUGCGCGCGGUGCAGAUCGCGGUGAUGUGCGUGCUCGCGCUGACCGUGGUUUUCGGCAUUUUCUUUUUAGGCUGUAACUUGCUCAUUAAGUCCGAGGGUAUGAUCAACUUUCUGGUCACGGACAGAAGACCGUCGAAGGACGUUGAAGCGGUUAUCGUGGGACCGUACUAGUGCGUAAAAGUUGGAUAGGCACGAGAAAGGUGGGACGCGCGCGCCGGAGAUGAGAGAUCCGUAUUGCUCUUCAGAAAUGUUUGAAAGGUGCGCUGUUUCUUCUGCCAGCGUUUAAAAAUCUGGGACAUUACAUUGAUAUAUUCUUUUUUUUUUCAUUAAAGAGAGUACGCCUGGAACAACAUACAGUUAAAUGACUGAAUUAAUUUUCUGGAUUUAAAUUAUACAGCCAAAAUAUAUUUACCACUAAAACUACACAACCACAAGACGAGGGCAUAGCUGUACUCUUUGUAAGUUUGGUGUUUUCAGUGGGUUCACUAAUGAAAAGACAAGGACACUUUAGGGGAAAAGGUUGAAAUGAAGAUCUUGUUGACUGAAACUAACUUAGAAUCUUCAUUAAAUGGACACACUUUCUAGGAUAAACGGAUUAUGGGAUUGUUUUGAACCACUCCAUUGGCCACGAGUAAUAAUGAAUAUUCAUGUGAUGAAUACGCUUGGAACAAACUGCUACUUUUGAAUUGCAUGCGUUUUGGAUAAUGCACGAGGACAUUGAAAAUGACGCAAUUCAACGUUUGAAUUAAAUCUUUUACACAGUAGGUGUAACAAAAUAAGUAAUUUCGUUGGAUGCAUAUUUGUGUUUAGUGCAAAACGUGAUAUUUUUGUCCCGUGUUUAAUGUGAGGAGCAUUACAUUUAAAAAUGUAUUUUUUGAAGAAUAACAAAGUUUUAUAUUUUA
Misgurnus anguillicaudatus (oriental weatherfish) is the source of this 1319-nucleotide messenger RNA. It is a transcript of the gene rprmb, whose product is annotated as reprimo, TP53 dependent G2 arrest mediator candidate b. NCBI's taxonomy places the organism in Eukaryota, Metazoa, Chordata, Actinopteri, Cypriniformes, Cobitidae. The record is from RefSeq and is a predicted model, not a curated record.